UUUUUAAAUUGGUAUUUCAUUCUUUUCUUUCAGAUAACUGACUGUUGGAGAACAGUUAUUUUACUCAUACUUCAAACAUAUAUCUUGUUGGUAUCACAUCAACAGAGACCUCAGAUUAAGCAGUAGCAGUUAAAACAUGGGACUUACAUUCACCAGUCUUUUCCAGCAGUUCCUCGGCAAGAAGUCGAUGAGGAUAUUGAUGGUGGGUUUGGAUGCGGCUGGUAAGACUACAGUGUUGUACAAGUUGAAGCUGGGCGAGGUGGUGACGACUAUUCCGACCAUUGGCUUCAACGUGGAAACUGUCGAGUACAAGAACAUCAGCUUCACAGUGUGGGACGUCGGCGGUCAGGACAGAAUCAGACCUCUCUGGAGACACUACUUCCAGAACACACAAGGAUUGAUAUUCGUGGUGGAUUCGAAUGACAGAGAGCGGAUAAAUGAGGCGAGGGAGGAGCUUAAGAAGAUGUUGGAAGAGGACGAGCUGCGAGAUGCGGUGCUGUUGGUGUUUGCCAAUAAACAGGACCUGCCAAACGCCUACUCAGUAGCAGAGGUGUCCCAGCAACUCGGACUUCAUAACCUAAAGGCCAGGAAGUGGCACGUUCAGGGCACCUGUGCCACCAGGGGAGAUGGUCUGUACGAAGGACUUGACCAGCUGAGAGAACUGCUCGAGCGAAAAUAAUCAAGCGAUAAGAGAAAAAAAGUAAGGAGAAACACGAUGGCCCGGCGGUAAUUUGAAUUUGAGUCAUUUUUAAAAUUCCUUUCGACCGGAACUCCGUUUAUGUUAAAUGCUAGUGUUAAAUUGAAUAGUCAUAACACUUUCCAAAUCGCCUGUCGCCAUGGUACUUGUCAAGUUAAUCAUUAAUUAUCAUGUGUGUUGGAGCGCUCGAUAUAAGUCAGAAUGUAUUGUAUUCUGUGUAAAUAUUCUUAAAACGGUGAAUGGGAAGGAAGUACAUGAUGGAGUUUUUAAAAAAAGCAAUAUUUGCAAAGUGUUUUUUAGAUCAAUGUGCUUUAAAACUUUUAAAUCAGUCGAGAUUUUUGGAGAGCAAUUUUGCGUGUUCCUACAAAGGCCCGACGUUAUCAGAAGUUCAUAAGUUUUAAGCUAUCGUGACAAGCGAAUUAAUAUAUCGCUCUAUAAUGCAUUCUUGUUGUCAAGAUAGCACGAGUUUCGAGGUUUUUAUCUCCGUUUAAAAUCCAUGUUGAAUUAUGCUUAUAUAUACAUCACUAUAUCAUAUUUGAUGCAAAUUUGUUAUUUCGACGAUUAUGUUCAUAUAAAUAUAAAAUUUAACAUUAGCCAGAGCCAA
Symsagittifera roscoffensis is the source of this 1301-nucleotide messenger RNA. RefSeq names its product ADP-ribosylation factor 3-like. Gene Ontology annotation, cellular component: plasma membrane; cytoplasm. Bases 137 to 679 code for a protein of 180 amino acids. The transcript is spliced from 3 exons. Lineage: Eukaryota; Metazoa; Xenacoelomorpha; Acoela; Convolutidae. Gene Ontology annotation, biological process: vesicle-mediated transport; intracellular protein transport. Gene Ontology annotation, molecular function: GTPase activity; GTP binding. The record is from RefSeq and is a predicted model, not a curated record.